This is a messenger RNA of Monodelphis domestica (gray short-tailed opossum), 2526 nucleotides long. Lineage: Eukaryota; Metazoa; Chordata; Mammalia; Didelphimorphia; Didelphidae. The record is from RefSeq and is a predicted model, not a curated record.
GUGGGGAUCUGGAAAGGGCGGUGCUUAGCCACGCCCCUUCCGUCAAUCUGGGGGCGGGAUCAGAGACACCUUCCGCCUGUGAGAAGCGGAAGAGCUGGGCAGAGUAGACAGUCCUCCUGUCCAGCUCUGCUGCUUAUUCACAAACACCUUUUAAUGUGUUCCCCAAAAUACUCUGCCAAUGGACCCCAAACCUCGAGUGGUGCCAGAGGGAGGACGGCUAGAAUACCUGCAGGCACUGGUCACCGAGUUCCAGGAGACAGCAAGCCAAGAAGCCAAGGAGCAGGUCCUGGCCAAUCUAGCAAACUUUGCAUAUGACCCCAACAACUACCAGUAUCUCCGGGAGCUACAGGUUUUGGACUUAUUCCUUGAUGUACUGAGUGAAGACAGCGAUACAUUAGUGGAAUUUGCAAUCGGUUUUCUGCAUCUUUCUGCAACAAUUCAUUCUCUGGAUUUAGGAGUUAACAAGCUUCUUCCUUGAAGAUCUUUUCUGGAACAAAAAUCAAAAUCUUGGAUUUUAUGUAAAAAUACAAUCUCAAACAAAAAAUCAAAAUUCCUGGAUUUUAAAUUAAAAUACAAUCCCCCCUGAAGUAGGUGUUAAAAAACAUCCAUUUCGGGCAAUUAGGAACUAUGCCCAAAGGGCGACAAAAGAAUGUCUACCCUUUGAUCCAGCCAUAGCACUGCUGGGUCUGUACCCCAAAGAGAUAAUGGACAAAAAGACUUGUACAAAAAUAUUCAUAGCUGUGCUCUUUGUGGUGGCCCAAAACUGGAAAACGAGGGGAUGCCCAUCAAUUGGGGAAUGGCUGAGCAAAUUGUGGUAUAUGUUGGUGAUGGAAUACUAUUGUGCUAAAAGGAAUAAUAAAGUGGAGGAGUUCCAUGGAGACUGGAACAACCUCCAGGAAGUGAUGCAGAGGGAGAGGAGCAGAACCAGGAGAACAUUGUACACAGAGACUGAUACACUGUGGUACAAUCGAACGUAAUGGACUUCUCCAUUAGUGGCGGUGUAAUGUCCCUGAACAACUUGCAGGGAUCCAGGAGAAAAAAAACACCAUUCAUAAGCAAAGGAUAAACUAUGGGAGUGGAAACACCGAGGAAAAGCAACUGCCUGAAUACAGCGGUUGAGGGGACAUGACAGAGGAGAGACUCUAAAUGAACACUCUAAUGCAAAUAUUAUCAACAAAGCAAUGGGUUCAAAUCAAGAAAACAUGUAAUACCCAGUGGAUUUACGUGUCGGCUAUGGGGGGUGGGGGGGAGGAAAAGAAAAUGAUCUAUGUCUUUAAAUGAAUAAUGAUUGGAAAUGAUCAAAUAAAAUAUAUUUAAAAAAAAAACAAAAAAAACAUCCAGUUCAGCUCAGGACGCAAUGUUGAGUUAUGGGGGUGUAUGAGUCAAUUAUCAGAAGAAGAGAAAAAACAACCAAAAACAAAAAAAAAUUCAAAAUAGGUCCUUGUAUAGGUCCAAUUUAAAGUAAUUUCUAUCCCAUAAGUCUUUGGGACAGAAUACAAUAAUAUUUCAUUUAGCCAUUUGUAGCCAAGACUACAGGAAGCUGCCAUAAUAUAAGAAGAAAAAAAUUAGAAUUCUAUUUUGAUGGGGAAAUGUCAUUCCCUUGUCUGACCUUUUUGUUAUUCUCAGGGAUAUAGGGAGCCAGCAUGAUAAUCAAAUUUUGUACUUGUCUGAGUAACUAUGGGAACCUGCCAUUUAUUGAUAAAAUGUUAUGAGACUGUGAUUAAUGUUAAUGUAUGAUUCCAAAAAAAGGGAUAAAAAACAAGGAGCACAGACUUGGCAGGUUCCCAUAGUUUAAAGCUUUUGGGUAUGCAUUGACACUAUAGCAAGUUAUAUAUAUAUAUUAAACUUCUAUUACUGCAGGAAAAUAAUAUUAUGUGUACCUUUAGUACAAGAAAUGAGAAAAAAUCAAAUAUUCUAAUCAAAAUAAAAGAAAAGCAAUCAUAAAAAUAAAGAAAAAUUAUUAAUUCAAUGUGUUCUCAAAAAACAGCAUCCAUUUGUCUAUGGAUUAUUAUUUCCAAUGCAUAUGAUAGGAUACAGUCAAUCAGUCUCAGCAGAAGAUGCUUUCUUCACAUGUGAGCAGUGAAUCCAAGAGUCCUUUUCUCCAAUCUUUAUAGAUGUUGGAGUAGUUAACAAUAUUUGGAAUGGUCCUUCCCAUGAAGGUUGAGUUGCUCCAGUUCGCUUGAAAUUCUUGAUAUAAACUUUAUCUCCUGGGUUCAGGUCUUGCAGAGAAAAGUCUAGUGGUCCGGCUUGUACUGCAGCUCCGGAUUCAUGAAGUUCACUUAGUUUAUGCUGUAAUUCCUGUAUAUAGGAAGCAAUAGUAGUAUCUCCCCCUAAUAGUGAGGUAUAUGCAGGGGAAAAAGGUUUAGUCUGUAUAGAGAAUUUGUUGCAUUAAUAAGGUUUUGUACCUUUUGUACCAAACUGUUAAUUCUCUUUCUAGUUCUUUCUUCCAUAGAUCUCAUUUCUUUUCCAAUAUUUUCCUCUAGCACCAUUUCGCUUAUUAAAAAAAAAUUUUUAACUUUUAAAAAA